Clunio marinus is the source of this 2284-nucleotide messenger RNA. The record is from the annotation of a GenBank genome assembly. Lineage: Eukaryota; Metazoa; Arthropoda; Insecta; Diptera; Chironomidae.
AAAGUUUUUCGAACAUUUUUCGAAUAAGGAACAGUUAUAAAUUCUGACACUCGUUUAUUUGCACAUGUUCACAGUGAUUUAUGAAGCAAAUAACGUUACGUCAUUCAUGAAAAAUUCUUUUCAGUUGGAAAAAAAAGUGUAAACAAAAAACGUUUGGUUUUAAUCUUGAGUCUACUUACACACGGAGAAACAAGUGAAAAACUUAAGUUAAUUAGUAAAAUCGUUGAUAAUUAUUUCAUUUUUUUACAAUCAUCGAUAAAGCUUGUCACAAUUAAUGAGAACAUAAAACAUUUACUCAGUUGGUCGUUUGCUUUUGCGUCGCGAGGAAGUGAAAACUUGAGCGGAAAAGAAUUUUGAUAACAGAAAGAAAUUAAGCUAAAUUGAUAACAAUGGAGUCCGAUGAUCUUUUCGUUAACGUAAAUAAACACAUCGAUGCGGCAGACGAGCGUUUGGUUCAGCUAAGAGACUUUUUUUUCAAGGAAUUUUCCACGAAAGCUGAAUUUUUUGUGAAGGUUCCUGGACGUGUCAAUUUAAUUGGUGAACAUGUCGAUUAUUCUGGCUUUCCUGUUUGUCCAAUGGCACUUUCUCAGAAUAUUCUGCUGGCUGUCGCCACAUCACCAAAUAAUGACGACAUUAUUCAUUUGAAGAAUAUGCAGUCAAAAUACAAGAGCUUCAAGUGCAGCAUUGAUCAUAUCAAGAUCGAAUUGCCAAAGCCUGGAACGUAUCCUGGUUGGCACAACUAUUUCCUUUGUGGUGUCAAAGGAAUUCUCGAUUACAUUCAUAAAAUGGGUGAUUAUCCGAGAAAAGGAUUUUUAGUUGCUGUUAGUGGCAACAUUCCACCAGCUGCAGGAUUAUCAAGUUCUUCAGCUCUUGUGUGCUCUGCUGCACUUACCACAGCUUUUCUUUACGAUUUGCCGUUGAAUAAAACACUUUUGGCGACACUUUCUGCAUCGAGUGAACAUUACAUUGGAACUCAAGGUGGUGGAAUGGACCAAGCCAUUGCAUUCCUUGCGAAGAAAGGAUGUGCACAAUAUAUCGAGUUUAAUCCUGUUCGUGCUACGCCAAUUCAGUUACCACCCGAUGCGGUUUUCGUCAUUGCAAAUUCCUUAGCAGAAGCUAAUAAAGCUGCAACUUCUGAUUUCAACAAACGUGUUGUUGAAUGCAGAAUUGCUACAAAAUUGCUUGCAAAGUUCACUGAUCGACCAUGGCAAGAUAUUGAAAAACUUGGACAACUUCAAUCAGAAGUUCUUGAUGUUGAACUUGAAGAGUUUGAAGCGCUUAUUAAGAAACAUUUGACCAAAGAUGUUUACACAAAAGAUGAGUUGAUGUCGAUUUUUCAUAUUCAUGAGAAAGAGUUCGAAGAGAAAAUGUUGACACCAAAUACGAAAGACGAAAAGGAGUUCAAGUUGAAGCAACGAGCCUUGCACGUCAUUCAAGAAGCGAUUCGUGUUGAACAUUUCCGGCACGUCACAGAUAAUGCUGAUGAUGAUGACGAAGAAGAUGCGAUUGAUCAGAUGUCGGAAUUGAUGAAAAGAUCUCAUAAGAGUUUAAGAAAUCUUUAUGAGUGCAGUCAUGAGAAUUUGGAGGAAUUAAUUAAAAUUUCGAAAGAAUUUGGUGUCGGUGCAAGACUCACUGGAGCUGGUUGGGGUGGAUGUAUUGUGGCAUUAACUGAUUCGAUUACAACUUGUGAUCGAUACAUUGCAACACUCAAUGAAUGUUAUUAUGAUUUGAUGCCACAGGCGAAGCAUCUUGAAUUCGACCAGAUUUGUUUUGCUACGGAGCCUCAAAACGGUGCCGAAAUUUUUAUAGCCGAAUUUUCUUAAAUUUACUGCCAUUCUUAAUAAUUCUAGCUAAAUGUUAAGCUCCAGCUUUUUAUUUAUCUUUGAGUUUUUAAUUAUAAUUGCGGGUAAAAAUAUCUACGAGUUCAAUUUCAUAUUUUACACUGACCAAGAUUUGUGCAAUAGCUAAUAACUAUUUAGCUGCUUCCUACUUAGCUAUUUUAAUACUUGAAAGACUAUUCCAAACGCAACAUAGAAGUGAUUUUAACAAUUUUAAUUAUAAAUAGAGAAAUUUCCAUUCCUUGAUUUGAUUGUGUCAUAUUUAGAUGUUUCAAUGUUAUUGACCACUUUAGGGAACCAAAUAUGAAACUUAGUUGAGCACCUUCAAGCUUUUGCUUGAUAUUUCAAAUAUUGCAUUUAACUUCAAUUGAUGAGUUAGAAAUUAAGAAUUCAAUGUAGCUUUCAAAGAUGUAGACAAAAAGAAAACUGAAUAAAAAAAUCAGGAA